CUCCUCCUCCUCCUCCUCCUGAGGCGGCCAGACGGGGAAGCGAGCGCCCAGGUUCCCCCGAGAAGAAGGCGGUGGCGCAGCCGUCAGGGGAGGAGCCAGCCGCACCGCCGGAGCCAGGCAGCCGGAGAAAGACGGGGCCGGGAGGAGCGAAGCAGGCCCGGAGCUGAAGGAGGAGGCGAGCGCUGAGGCGGCCAGGUCUGACGCGCCCCCUCCCCCCCCCGCUGCCGGCAUGGAAGAGCAGCAGCAGCAGCCCGUCAGUCGGUACCAAGUGCUUCAUAAUGAAGAUGAUCCUGCAGAAUCUACAGUUGAACAACCGUCCACUUCUACGCAAACUGCACCAGCUUGUCAAACAGAGGCAUCUUCACCUGAAGUGGAUACUUCCCCUCCACCUUAUUGUAGCAUCGCUACAGAAGCAGCUGCACCAACAGAAGUGGAAUCACCUAAUGAAUUUUACCCAGUGCCACCUCCAUACAGCGUAGCUACUUCUCUUCCCACUUACGAUGAGGCGGAAAAGGCCAAAGCUGCAGCAAUGGCAGCUGUUGCAGCAGAAGCAUCAGCCCACAGACACGGCCAAUUUAGGGAGUCUAGGAGUCUGUUUGAUGAAAUAUUCCUGAGUCCACCAGAGGAAGAAGAAUAUCCCCCAAGAGAUGACUUCAGCGAUGCAGACCAACUCCGUGUGGGAAAUGAUGGCAUUUUUAUGUUGGCUUUUUUCAUGGCAUUCAUUUUCAAUUGGAUUGGAUUUUGCUUAUCAUUCUGUAUAACUAACACCAUAGCAGGAAGGUAUGGUGCAAUCUGUGGAUUUGGAUUGUCUUUGAUCAAAUGGAUUCUUAUUGUCCGGUUCUCAGAUUACUUUACCGGCUAUUUCAAUGGACAGUACUGGCUUUGGUGGAUAUUUCUUGUACUUGGCCUCCUCCUAUUUUUCCGAGGUUUUGUUAAUUAUCUGAAAGUUAGAAAUAUGUCUGAAAGUAUGGCGGCAGCUCAUAGAACAAGAUUUUUCUUCUUGUAUUAGAGACUGCAGCAACCAGGCAUUCCUUUCUCUUAUCAAUGUGAACUUCCAACCAACCAGUUACCUUCCGAUGAAUAGGGAAAGAUGACUACUGUUAUUGCCGCUUAGUGAAUGACAGAAUGGUUCAGGCUUAAGUGCCAGUUCUGUUCAUUCUAGUAAAUAUUUAUAUUAAGCAUUGCCUUUUGUCUUGCACAUAUAUACAUAUACAAUAUAUAUAUGUGCUAAUCAUCAAGAACUUUAAAAAAAAAUAAAAUCCAUGCAUAUAGUCUGCUAAGCAGCUGAAUACAGUAAGACUUAACUAAAUCAUGUUUGAAUCUGGAAUAUUUUUUUAAGAGGUAACAGUUCUUCACAGUAUUAUGUACUAUCCAUUUGUUGGUCUAAUGAUUUUUUGGGGGGUGCAGACAACUUGUACCAAUUCUUUGGGACUCUGCUGGGAUGUAUAUUACAUUAUCCAAUUAUGCACAUAGAACAUUUUUAAUCGUACAAUUUGUAGCUCUAUAAAUAUGUGUUGAAAAGCUUUCUAUUGAGGGCUGGACAAGGUUGUCCCAGUGUACUUUUUUUUUUUUUUUUUGGUCGUGGUUUAAUUGUGUAAAAUUAGCCUCUUCAUAGAUGUUGGCAAUAUAAUGCCGUAAAGUUUAAUGGAGUUUUUAAUCACUGCCAUUUUGAAAUCUGGUAGGAGCUGAUUUCAUGAAGAAAGUAUUAAGCUGCGGAUAUUGUACAGCUUAAUAUGUUCAGUUUGAUUUUUAGGUUAAGAGAAUAACAGUGAUUGCUGCUGUCCUGCUACCAUCUUACAUAAUUGCAGGAAAGCAGAGAAGAAAUUCAAAUAAAAUCACAAGAGGAGAUUGCAUCUGAUUAGUUGUCAAAAUCUGAGAAGGAGUUCUGUUCUUUCAGUUCUUCCCACAUUAUUUAUGCAAUUUUGCUUUUACAGAGAAACAUUGGGCUGUUUCAGGUUAUUCAGAUAUUUGGGGGGAAAGAAGUAUGCAAAUUAAAAGCUCUCCUCAUCAGUUGAACUGCACAUGGCUAAUUCAGCUGGACAAUUUGAUUAACAUAAGCCCCCACAAGAAAGCUUUAAGCAUACAUCUAUAAUGCCAAAAGAAUUAAUAUGUGGAACUGAACAAGUGCAUAUUCCAGCGCAUAACUGAAGGAUGAAUUUGGAUCCCAUUUCUGUGGGGAAAGAAAAUCUAAAUUCAUUCUUGCGUUUAUCAUCUCAUUAAGGUUUAGCAAAAGGAGUUGCUAACCUGAUACUGCCUUUUUCUUGUUAAGCAUAUCCCUGCCUCACUGUUCCCCUAUCUGCCUGCAGUCAUAAUGUGCAAUUGAAGACUCGGAAUUUAUGUUCUCUGUGCAUUCCAGCCAGUCUUCUUUUGAUGAAGGGAAGAUUCAUAGUAAGGGAGAUGUGCAGUACUACCCAGUUGAAAGGAGUUUUUCAAUGUGGGAUAUCACUUUACAUUGUUGUUAGGCUAGGGGAAGACCUUUACACAAGGAUUUAAAUAAUAACCCAGCUUUUUAAAAAAAGGUUGUUCUGUUUUUCAUGACAAUGAAGCCCAGUUUAGAUUAAUUCUCAAUAGGUGCUUUUUUCUUUUUUUUUUCUGAUUGCAAAAAUGUAAGCAAUGUAGUGCUUAUGAUAUUCAUAUACAGUGAUUAUGUUUAUUUUGAGUUAACAGAUAUAUCUAGGGCUUCAUGGGAAGGCAGCAGGAGUAAAUGUAUUUAUACCUUCCUUAAGCAUCUCUGGCGCUAAGCACCCUAGGUAGGGAGAGAGAGGUGGACUCUCAUAUGGUUGCUAACAAGCCUCAUCUCUCUUUCCUGCCAAUCACCAGCUGCUCUGUAUUUUUGGAGAGGAAAAAUGCACCUUUAUUUCUUAAUUUGCAUUCUUGCACUCUUACAUUUUCAUAUAACAUUUAGGGGAAAUGCGUGUUUUCUCCUUGAGUUCUGUAUCAACUUGUAUCCAUUGUAUGCAUAAGGUUGGUGAUUUAUAGUCUUGAAUAUUUAAGAAUUAUUUUAUGCUAAAACUUAGAGAACAAAUGCCCAUUCCUGGUUUGAAUGAAAACAAAAUUAUUUUUCCCCUCACCCCCAAAGUUUCUAUGUAUUUUGUCCUUGAAUUCGUCAGUAUCUGUUCUCCCUUUCUUCCCACGCCCUCCUCUACAUAAUUUUGUUUUCUGAUUUUUAUUUUAUUUUAUUUAGGCUUUGAAAUAAAGGCUUCCGGUUUUUACAUUAAAAAAAAAACAACCUUUCAACACCUCUUUUGUAAACAAAAUGAUGAAUUAGCUGAACAUGCUAUCUUUGGACUUUUUUUUGCAGUUUCAUGUUUAAUGUUACUUCAGUUUGAAGCAGUUACUGCAGCAAUGCAUUGGCGAAGAAUAAUUAACGUUCUCUUCUAUGCCAUGUUUUCAUACUAAAUGAUGCAUGCACCCUAGUUAGCAAAAGAUGCAGGUAGUAGAUGAAAGAAGGCUACAGUCAUUGCCUGUAUGCAGAGAAAAAUACAUCAUUUUGUUUUAAACCUUUAGGUUAUAUGUACAGCAGGAGAAAAAAACAACAACACAAACCCCAGUAGGAAUAUGAACAGUGACAAGAGGCUAUUUUCUGUCACUGCAGUCAUGUCUUCCUCUAGGCAACUAUAAUGCAAAUUUACGUUCAUAUCAACUUUCAAUCCCUGAAAUUGAAAUCAUUUUUUUUAUUGGUAAAAUAUCUUUAGCUACUUUUUUAAAGCCUAUGAAUCAUGCUUUAAUCAUUACAGGACUCUGUAAUAUAGCUGGAGUUCUGAAUCUUCAGUCUGGGAAUGAAUUUAUUUUAAGGCAAAUUAUAUUCAAUUUCUCAGAAAGCAAAGCAAACUAAUAAGAAAAUACGAACUGCUAAGGCUAAGGCAGUAUGGUUUCUUUGCAAGAAACAACAUAUAAAUAAUAAUUUGCCACAAGAAUGCAUGAUAUAUGUCAAAUUUAUAAUGACUGGAUAUUAUUUCCAAACAUUAUGUGUCUUAUGACCGGGGUCCCCAACUCCCGGGCCGUGGACCUGUACCAGGCCGCGGCAUGCCAGCAACUGGUCUUCACAAACAAGGAAAGCCCCAUCCACAGGAUGCAGGCAACACACAAAACCACACCCCCUCUGGUCCGUGGUCCCUGGUGCCCAAAAGAUUGGGGACCUAUCUUAUGAAGGCAAUGGACUUGGUUUUAGGAUAUUUUAAGUGUAGAUUUUAACAUGUUUAUUUAAAUCAGU
Molecule: messenger RNA, 4213 nt
Organism: Crotalus tigris (Tiger rattlesnake)
Lineage: Eukaryota; Metazoa; Chordata; Lepidosauria; Squamata; Viperidae
Gene: NDFIP2
Product: Nedd4 family interacting protein 2
Exons: 9
Coding region: 230-1009 (259 amino acids)
Biological process (GO): positive regulation of protein ubiquitination; ubiquitin-dependent protein catabolic process; metal ion transport
Cellular component (GO): Golgi apparatus; endoplasmic reticulum; perinuclear region of cytoplasm
Molecular function (GO): WW domain binding
Source: RefSeq, a predicted model, not a curated record